AUGAGUUCACUUGCUAUUAAAUUGCUCCUUCUUCUCUUUCUCUGGUAUUCUCUCAUUUGUCUCUCUUUCGGUGUUCCUAGUGGUUAUUCCAUUCUGAACCAAGAUCUUGAGAAAUUCAAUUCUGAAAAAGAAAUCUUCCACCCGUUCCAAAUGUGGAAGGAGGAGACCGAACGAGAAUACAAAACCCUGGAAGAGGAGGUGAUGAGAUUUCAGGUUUUCAAAAGAAAUUUGCAAAGUAUCAAAGAGGAAAAUGCAAAAAGAAAGUCACCCUAUGAGUAUCGUCUAGGGUUGAACAAAUUUUCAGAUAUGAGCUACGAAGAGUUCAGAAAAAUCUACUUACAUGAGAUAGAGGAACUCAUAAUGGGAAGCCACAACAGCAAAAUGGUAUUGAAUGAUGCAGCCUGUCCAAAUGCACCUUCUUCUUGGGAUUGGAGGACCAAAGGAGCUGUAACUUAUGUCAAAGACCAAGGCAAAUGUGGUAGUUGUUGGGCAUUCUCUGCAACUGGAGCCAUAGAAGGAAUAAAUAAAAUAGUUAAGCAAUGGCUUCCAGUUCUUUUUGAACAACAACUCAUAUCUUGUGAUAAGAAUGACAAAGGCUGUGAUGGAGGAUGGUACAGUAAUGCAUUUCAAUACGUCAUCAACAAUCGUGGUAUAGCGUCAGAAGGGGAUUAUCCAUAUAAAGCUAAAGAUAGUGCUUGCUUUUCACACUGGAACAAAAGAAAUUUGCUACUAUUGAUAGCUAUAAUUAUUGGUUUCACACGUCUGUAUCUGAAAGGAAUCUUUAACGGGAACGAUUGCUCACGCAUUGGUUCCUGUAAACACAAUCAUGCUGUAUUAAUCGUAGGAUACGGUUCAACCAGUGAUGAUCAAGACCAUUGGAUUGUCAAGAACUCAUGGGGACCCUCUUGGGGACAACGUGGCUACAUCUUCAUCAAAAGAAACAGUGGUGCUGCUCACGGAGUAUGUAACAUAAAUUGUUCUGGUGCAUACCCGAUCAAAGGGAAUAAAGAAACACCAGUUUUGAAGCUUGCUGCUUCUAUAUGA
Neltuma alba is the source of this 1044-nucleotide messenger RNA. RefSeq names its product ervatamin-B-like. The record is from RefSeq and is a predicted model, not a curated record. Gene Ontology annotation, molecular function: cysteine-type peptidase activity. The transcript is spliced from 4 exons. NCBI's taxonomy places the organism in Eukaryota, Viridiplantae, Streptophyta, Magnoliopsida, Fabales, Fabaceae. The coding region runs from base 1 to 1044 and encodes 347 amino acids. Gene Ontology annotation, biological process: proteolysis.